This is a messenger RNA of Gasterosteus aculeatus aculeatus (three-spined stickleback), 3713 nucleotides long. It is a transcript of the gene ireb2, whose product is annotated as iron-responsive element binding protein 2. The record is from RefSeq and is a predicted model, not a curated record. NCBI's taxonomy places the organism in Eukaryota, Metazoa, Chordata, Actinopteri, Perciformes, Gasterosteidae.
GUCAUGGACGGAUGGGCGUGGCUGCACAUCUCUGUGCUCUGAUUGGUCGGCUCGGUAUUGCCAGUACAGUAGUGAAAACCGGCCGUGUUGAUUUCAGAAGUCAUCAUGGCGCUUACACCGCCAGCCAAAGAGCACCCAUAUAGCCACCUCAUUGAAACACUGAAAGAUGACACGACCAAGUUCUUCAACCCACAGAAACUAAAUGAUCCACGAUAUGACAAGCUGCCUCUGUCCAUCCGUGUCCUCCUGGAGGCAGCAAUCCGUAACUGUGAUGGCUUCCACACCAAAGAAGCCGACGUGGAGAACAUUCUGGACUGGCAGCAGCAGCAGGAUAAAACCGAGGUGCCGUUCUCUCCAGCGCGAGUCCUUCUCCAGGACUUCACCGGUAUUCCUGCUAUGGUGGACCUGGCCGCCAUGAGGGAUGCUGUGGCCAAACAUGGCGUGGACCCUGGACUAGUCAACCCGAAAUGUCCCACAGACCUCAUCGUAGACCACUCGCUACAGAUUGACUAUAGCAAAUGUGCCAUUCAGAAUGCCCCAAACCCCGGCGGAGGAGACGGCCCCAACCAGAGCCAAGGUCCCUCCAGGCGAGGCUCUCAGUGCGGGGGCCAGCGGGGCUCCUGCAGCAAAGCCUCGUGCAGCGACCCCCCAGCCUCACCGGGUCGACCUGCAGCCGUCCAGCAGAUCGAGAACACUCCUCUGCUCUGCCCGUUCCACCUGCAGCCCCUGUCUGACACUGAAACAGCUGUGAAGAAUCAGGAACUGGAACUCGGCAGAAACAAAGAGAGGCUCGAGUUCUUUAAGUGGUGUUCAAAGGCGUUCAAGAAUGUGAACGUGGUCCCGCCGGACGUCGGCGCGGUGCACCAGGUGAAUCUGGAGUAUCUGUCCAGAGUGACAGUGGCCGACGGCUUCGUCUACCCCGACAGCGUGGUGGGAACCGACUCGCACACCACCAUGAACGGCCUGGGCAUCCUGGGCUGGGGUGUCGGGGGAAUAGAGUCUGAAGCGGUCAUGCUGGGCCAGCCGGUGUCUCUGACCCUUCCUCGGGUGGUGGGCUGCAAGCUGGUGGGCUCCAUCAACCCUCUGACCACCUCCAUAGACAUCGUCCUCGGCAUCACAAAGCACUUGCGGCAGGCCGGGAUCGCUGGGAAGUUUGUGGAGUUUUUUGGCGCCGGCGUCUCCCAGCUGUCGGCCCCCGACCGGACCACCAUCGCCAACAUGUGCCCAGAGUACAACGCCACCGUCAGCUUCUUCCCCGUCGACCAAGUCACCCUCAGGCACUUUAAAAAGACGAAUUUUACAGAGGAAAAACUUGAACUACUGGAGGCUUACAUGAGGGCUGUAAAGCUUUUCCAAAGCUACGAUGAACUCACAGAAGAGCCUCAGUACUCUGAGGUGAUUGAGCUCAACCUGAACUCCAUCGUGCCUCAUGUGAGCGGACCGAAGAGGCCUCAGGACAGAGUGGCAGUCAGCAGGAUGAAAGAAGACUUUCAGAGUUGUCUCGAUGAGAAGGUCGGCUUCAAAGGCUUCCACAUCUCCAAGGAGAAGCAGGACACGUGCGUCCCUUUCCUGCACUGUGGUCAGGAGUACCAGCUGGCCCACGGCUCGCUGGUCAUCGCCGCCGUCAUCAGCUGCACCAACAACUGCAACCCGUCCGUCAUGCUGACCGCAGGUCUGCUGGCCAAAAAGGCUGUGGAGGCGGGGCUUGUUGUCAAGCCUUACAUUCGGACCAGCUUAGCUCCUGGAAGUGGCAUGGUCACUCACUACCUCAAUACCAGUGGAGUGCUGCCUUACUUUAGCCAGCUGGGGUUCGAGGUGAUCGGCUACGGCUGCGCCACCUGUGUGGGGAACACGGCUCCGUUACCCGACGCCGUCGUGGAUGCAAUCAAACAGGGGGACCUGGUGGCCUGCGGAGUGCUGUCUGGCAACAGGCAAUUCGAAGGGCGCCUGUGCAACUGUGUGCGGGCCAACUACCUGGCCUCCCCCCCCCUGGUGGUGGCGUACGCUCUUGCAGGGACCGUGGGAAUCGACUUUGAGAAAGAGCCUCUGGGUGUGACCUCCGAGGGGAAGGAGGUGUAUCUCCGUGAUAUCUGGCCAUCCAGGGAGGAGGUCCAGCAGACGGAGGAGGACACCGUCAUCUCUUCCAUUUUUAAGGACCUCAGGGGAAGGAUGGAGAAAGGGAACUCGCUGUGGAACAACAUCGAAUAUCCAGAUUCUGUGGUUUUCCCCUGGAAUCACAGGUCCACGUAUAUCCGCCCGCCGUCUUUCUUCAGCAAGUUGAGUAAAGAGGUGCCCCCUCCUCAGUCGAUAGAGAACGCUCACGUCUUACUGUUCCUCGGUAACAAAGUGACGACGGACCACAUCUCCCCAGCCGGCAGCAUCGCCAGGGCCAGCGCCGCCGCCAAGUACCUGCUGAGCAAACGCCUGACCCCGCGGGAGUUCAACUCGUACGGCGCUCGCAGAGGGAACGACGCGGUGAUGACCAGAGGAACGUUCGCCAGCAUCAAGCUCCAGAACCGAUUCAUCGGCAAACCGGGGCCCAAGACGUUACACAUUCCUUCAGGCCAGACGCUGGAUGUCUUCGAGGCAGCUGAUCGCUAUCAGAGAGACGGCGUUCCCCUCAUCAUCCUGGCGGGCAAAGACUACGGCUCCGGAAACUCCAGGGACUGGGUGGCCAAAGGGCCGUACCUGCUGGGCGUCCGCGCGGUCAUCGCCGAGAGCUUUGAGAAGCUGCACAAGAAGCAGCUGGUGGGAAUGGGCAUCAUGCCGCUGCAGUUCCUGCCCGGCGACAGCGCCGACUCGCUGGGGCUCAGCGGGAAGGAGCGCUUCACCGUUGCCAUGGCGCAGCCCGGCGGGCCGAGCCCGGGGCAGCGGCUCACGGUGGAGACCAGCCAGGGGAAGUCCUUCUGCGUCACUGCGCUGCUCGACACGGAGAUGGACGUCACGCUGUUCCGACACGGAGGUCACCUGAGAUACGUGGCUCGGACGCUGCUGUGAGACGUCUCGACUGCCGAGGAUUUGUCCGCUUGAAGCUCUCCAGACUUUUGGAGUCGCGAGACGUCCCCUUUUCUGCGUCCUGGUCACCACGCGAUGACGUUCACUCAACGAGGAGAUGAAAACCCAAGACGACCUUCGGACAUCGUUGUUUUAGUUUUUAUUGUGUUGGAGGCCGGAUUUUGCUGCGUACCGAGAGGACGUUUGAGCUAAGAAGAAAUUAAUCCAGUCCGCUUCAAUCCUGCCUAGAAAGGCUGACAUGGUGCGCGGUACAACGCCGUGAAUACUUAGUUUUUUAGUUUGGACCCUGUUUUUACCAACAUACCAAGUAAAGUCUCCGUGCGGAAUUGACGUUUUGUGAGAAAUGUGAACUCCGUCUCAUGGCUGCAUCAUGAAGCUGCAUAGAAUGGAAUGGUCUACAGUCCUGUGCAUCCCAUUAAAGUUGAACUAUACAAUACAAACGUUGAUAAUCCAUUAGUGUUAAUCCACAAAGUAGCAGAUGCUUUUAAACGGUUUGAUUCCUUUUGGUGCAAAAAGAAGUUUGUAACAUUUCAGGCAAACUGGUGCCGAGGUGAGAAGUCAAAGCUGCAUUAAGUGUAAUCACAUCGCUCCGUAUCCUCGGUGCUCCUCACUUCUGUCAGAUUUAUCGAAUAUAACUAAAGCCCCUUGCAUGAGAUUAGCGAAAAAUGACUGAUAAUAAAUGCUCAUUUGUCAGUUUA